CAAAUAUAUAUUGAGUGAGUUAUCAAAUACAGAUGAUUUUGAAAAAUAAAAUUAGAAUUACCUCGCCCUCAGACAGAUCUACGUUGAUGAUUUCUUUUGAAAAAUGGAAGAAGAUAUACCGAUUCAAUUGCCGGUGACAUUUGUUCGUCUUUUGAAUGAUAAAUUGUUUGAGAAAAAAAAGGCAGCAUGUCGUGAGAUUGAAAUAAUGACAAAAGAAUUGAAUGCACAAAACAAGACCAAGCAGAUAAAAAAAUUGAUUAAAUAUUUGGUGGAGACAUUCAUUGAUAAUUCGGCGGCUAAUUCAAAAAUAGGCGGUCUGAUUGCUGUUUCCUCGGUGGCUAUUGCUUUGGAUACGGACGCUAAAUUAUAUCUUGAUGAUAUUGUCAAAUCCAUUUUUGUUUGUACUCAUGAUUGUCAACGUGAUGUAAAAUAUCGAGCUUUGGAGUCAUUGUACAAUGUGGCCAAAAGUGUUCGCAGCGAAAUUCUAAUAUAUUUGGAUCAUAUUUUCGAUAUAGUUAUACGUUUGGGUGAAGACGUCGAUGCCAGUAUUCGAGAAGCAUCAUUGUUAAUGGAUAAAUUGGUCAAAGAUAUUGUGAUUGAAAAUCCAAGUUUUAAUAUACGAAGCUUUGUUGAUAUAAUUCGUGAAAGAAUAUAUGCCAUUGCAUCGAACACAAGAAAAUUGAUUCUUUCUUGGAUCAGUUUUUUAGAUAGCUUACCAUACAUUGAUCUACUAGUUUUCAUUGAAGAUAUUCUUGAUGGCUUGUUAAAAAUCGCAUGUGAUCCAAAUGUAGAUAUUCGGCGUACAUCGGAAAAUAUACUUGAAGAAUUUUUCGUCAAAAUUCAAAAGAAUCCAAAAUCAGUGGAAUUCAAGCAAUUGAUAAAAAUAAUUUUGAUACAUGUUCAAACUGAGAGUCAAUUAGUGCAAAACAUAUCAUUGAAAUGGUUAGAUCAGUUUAUUAUGUUGGGAAACAAAAACGAUAUACUCUAUAAUUCAGCUCAUAUUUUAGCUGUGAUUCUUCCCUGUCUUUCAUACCCGAAUGGCGAGAAUGAAGGAUAUGAUAAUGACAAUUUUCAAAAAAAGAACACCGAUCUUGCAAAAUCAAUCAACGAAAAUCUAAUAAAUCUUGUUACCAAUUCCAAAUCGUACGAUACUACUAAAAAAAUUGAUAUUGAAAAUUUAGAUAAAGAUCAAAACGACGAACAAUUUAAAAUUUCAAAAAUAUUAAUAGUUUUGUUGAAUGAAUUGGAACUAGGCUCAAAAACAUCACCACAAACUAAGAUGGCCAUUCUUGAAUGGAUCUAUCAAAUCUAUGAUCAUUUGAAUAUCGAAAUCGAUGAAUAUUUAGAAGAUAAACUUGUGAAUAUUUUGCUUACAACUUUAUGUGAUUCAACCGAUAAUGUUAUAUUGCUUGAUCUAAAGGUAUUUUGCAAAAUCAUUUUCAAAUACUCGAAUGAAGAAAAUGAAAAAGAAAAUUAUCGUAAAUUAAUUAAACCUCUGGUUGAUUUAUUUCAUAAAAAUCUAAAUAUUCUACGUGAUCGUGGAUCAUUUAUAAUUUGUCGUUUAUGUGAAAAUUUAGAUGCUCAACAGGUGUACAUUACAUUCUCGAAUAUUCUAUUAGAAUAUGACCAUAAAUAUAUCUGUUCCAUGGUAUACAUAUUAAACACUAUUCUUUUGACAUCAAAAGAAUUGACUGCCGUUCGAAAUGAUUUGAAAAACAUGAAAUUAAUAGAUUCAAAAUCAUCGGCGCAUAAGUUGUUUGAUUUUCUCUAUAAAACCUGGUGCUAUUCAUCUGUAUCGGCCAUAUCAUUAUGUUUUUUAACUAAACGUUAUAAAUUAGCCUCAGAGUUGAUUUUACAUUUUGGCAACAUUAACAUUAAUAUCGACAUCCUUUUGGAAAUAGAUCAACUAAUUCAGAUGCUCGAGUCACCGAUAUUUACUUCAUUACGACUCGAUCUUCUUGAUCCUAACAAUAAUUACUAUCUUUGUAAAAGUUUAUAUGGUUUGUUGAUGUUGUUACCUCAAAGUGAAGCAUUUCAUUUAUUACGAAAACGUCUACAGUGUAUACCAGAUUUUUCUCCAUUUGAAAGUAAAAGACCAUCGGAAACAAAUAAGGCAAAGCCAGCCAGCAUUUUUAUCGGUAAUCAAAACGAUAUGGAUAAAGAUUUCUCUUUAAAGCUAAAAUAUUUUAUCGAUAUACAACAAUCAUUGGAUUAUAAUAAUCCAAAUUCACAUUCAAUUCUUACACAACCACAAUCAACAUUAUCAUCAUCAACUGCCGGUGUCAAUAAUAAUUGACAUUUUUUUCCGCAAUUUACUGAAUUGGAAAUGGUUAUCAUAGUUUCAUUCGAAAUCUCAUUGUGCCUUGUGAUCACACAAUGCCAUCAACAAAAAAAAACGAAACAAAAAAAAAAACGAGAAAAGCACCUUGAAUGUCACGACUUUCUAAUUGACUCAAUAAAUAUACAAAAAUUAGAAUGCAAAAGAGUCGGUUAUUUUGUUUCUUUAGUUGUUUCCAACGUCAACAUUCAUUCAUCAUUCAUUUAGUCUAAUUUCAUUCAUCAAAUUGGAGAAAAAACCGAAAAAAAAUUGCACUGUAAUUACCAAUUAUUAAGAUGCAUUAUGACUAAUGUAUUGUUGGUUUAUAUAACCUUAUUAUAAUAAUAAUAAAAAAACAUUCAUGAUUUGAAA
Dermatophagoides farinae (American house dust mite) is the source of this 2689-nucleotide messenger RNA. RefSeq names its product protein VAC14 homolog. Gene Ontology annotation, cellular component: PAS complex; endosome membrane. The record is from RefSeq and is a predicted model, not a curated record. NCBI's taxonomy places the organism in Eukaryota, Metazoa, Arthropoda, Arachnida, Sarcoptiformes, Pyroglyphidae. Gene Ontology annotation, biological process: phosphatidylinositol biosynthetic process.